AUGUACUCUAAGUUUUGGCCGAAAGGGGGCAUCCCGGGUAUUUUGCAUCACUAUACUGAGAGCCUCGUCACUUUUGAAUAUGCCUCCACUGCUGUCCGACAGCCUCAUAGUGUUCUGUUUGUCGGUGGCUUAGGAGAUGGCCUUGCUACAACAUCCUAUAUGGCCGACCUCGUUCGCGCCCUUCAGCCUACAGAAUGGUCGCUCUUCACCUUGAACCUCACAUCAUCUUAUCAGUCUUGGGGUCUUGGUCACCUAGACCGAGACACAGAUGAGAUUGCCCGGUGCCUGCAAUAUAUCAAAGACUACAAAACAUCCAAAUUCGGGACUGGAAAGAUUGUCCUCAUGGGUCAUUCCACGGGCAGUCAAUGCGUGAUGCAUUAUCUUUAUCGCUCGAAUCCCCAUUCUAGUGUUCCGGACUUUGAUUCUGAUCUCGAACAUAUUGACCGUCUACCCCUUGAUGGUGCAAUUAUGCAAGCACCCGUUUCCGACAGGGAAGCCGUUCAAUGGGUUUUGAGCGAGGGAAUUGGGGGGAAGACAGGCAGUGAAAUUCGGCCGGUAUAUGAGAAGAUGGUGGAGCUGGCAAAGGAAACUGUUCAGAAAGGCGAACCUUAUGACACAAUGCUCCCGCUGUGGAUGACCUCUCAUAUCUAUCCAGCCAAUACCGCCAUCAGCUGUCGAAGGCUCUUGAGUCUCAUAAGUCCGGAUAGUCCAGAAUCACCAGGAGAAGAUGAUUUAUUUAGCUCUGAUUUGAGCGAUGAUCAACUAAAGAAAACAUUCGGAAUGAUCAAACAGCAGGGUCUGUUAAAACACAAGUUGAUGGUCCUGUUUUCUGGUGCGGAUCAGGCUGUGCCAGCAUGGAUUGACAAGCAAAAGCUCUUGACAAGAUGGAGAAAUGCUACCGAUCACAAUGGAGAACACCAGAUCUGGGAUCAAGAUCACAGCGCCAUAAUUCCAAACGCUUCUCAUGCGUUGAGCAACGAUGAUCAAGCUGAACCGCGACAGUUCCUGGUCGAGAAAGUAUUGGGCUAUUUGAAAGGGGCUGAAAAAUCCUGA
Molecule: messenger RNA, 1053 nt
Organism: Penicillium macrosclerotiorum
Lineage: Eukaryota; Fungi; Ascomycota; Eurotiomycetes; Eurotiales; Aspergillaceae
Gene: sidJ
Product: putative siderophore biosynthesis lipase/esterase
Exons: 2
Coding region: 1-1053 (350 amino acids)
Source: RefSeq, a predicted model, not a curated record